AUGUUAAAAAUAUUUAAAUAUGAAUCUCAAGUAAUUGUACGUAGAGGCUACAGCAGCUUGGCACCAGCUACAAAGAUCUUUAUUGAUGGGCAGUUUGUUGAUUCUAACACUAACAAUUGGAUUGAAUUAACAAACCCUGCAACAAAUGAAGUUAUUGGAAGGGUACCAGAAACAACAAAAGAAGAACUGAACACAGCGUUAGAAGCAGCCAAGAAAGCAUAUAAGUCAUGGAGCCAAAGUACUAUUAUGACACGUCAACAGCUCAUGUUCAAGUUUGCCCGUUUGCUCCGCGAAAAUCAAAGCAAAUUGGCGGCAAAAAUAACCGAAGAACAAGGAAAGACAACGGCUGAUGCAGAGGGUGAUGUCCUCAGAGGAAUACAGCUGGUAGAGCAUUGUUGCAGCAUUACAUCAUUACAACUUGGUGACUGCAUCCAAAACAUUGCUAAGGAUAUGGACACGCAUAGCUACAAAGUGCCUCUUGGUGUUGUUGCUGGUGUUGCAGCUUUCAAUUUUCCUGUUAUGAUACCUCUUUGGAUGUUUCCACCUGCAAUAGUAACUGGCAACACUUGUCUCAUCAAACCUUCAGAGCAGGAUCCUGGAGCAACUUUGCUUAUGAUGGAGUUGCUGCAGGAAGCCGGUGCCCCUGCUGGUCUUGUUAACGUUGUCCAUGGUACACAUGACCCUGUGAACUUUUUCUGUGAUGAGCCAGAUAUCAAAGCUGUGUCAUUUGUUGGAGGAGAUGGUGCCGGAAAACAUAUCUACACAAGAGCAUCGGCAGCUGGUAAGCGGGUUCAAAGCAACAUGGGCGCUAAAAACCACGGAGUAAUAAUGCCCGACGCAAAUAAGGAGCACACACUAAACCAGCUGGCGGGAGCUGCAUUUGGAGCGGCCGGUCAACGUUGUAUGGCGCUCAGUACGGCCGUGUUCGUUGGUCAAGCCAAAGAGUGGAUCCCAGAUUUGGUGAAGAGAGCCCAAGCCUUAAAAGUGAAUGCUGGUCACGUGCCUGGAACUGACGUUGGUCCCGUCAUAUCGGUUAAAGCUAAAGAAAGAAUUCUAAGACUUGUUGAAUCAGGAGUCAAAGAUGGCGCCAAGCUAGUACUUGAUGGACGUAGCAUCAAGGUACCUGGUUUUGAAAAGGGCAACUUUGUUGGACCGACAAUCCUUACAGGAGUCAAACCGAACAUGGAAUGCUACAAGGAAGAGAUCUUUGGGCCUGUUCUAAUCUGUCUAUUCGUAGACACUUUGGAUGAUGCAAUUCACCUGAUCAAUUCUAAUCCCUAUGGAAACGGAACCGCCAUUUUUACUACUAACGGUGCUACAGCUAGGAAGUUCUCCGCGGAAAUAGAUGUUGGGCAAGUGGGAGUAAAUGUUCCCAUACCUGUGCCCCUUUCUAUGUUCUCCUUUACUGGUACCCGUGGCAGUUUCCUCGGUACUAACCAUUUCUGCGGCAAGCAGGGUAUUGAUUUCUAUACAGAGUUGAAGACUGUUGUCUCUUUCUGGAGACAGAGUGAUGUAUCCCAUGCUAAAGCUGCCGUAUCUAUGCCAACCCAACAG
This is a messenger RNA of Iphiclides podalirius (scarce swallowtail), 1554 nucleotides long. The record is from the annotation of a GenBank genome assembly. Lineage: Eukaryota; Metazoa; Arthropoda; Insecta; Lepidoptera; Papilionidae.